Messenger RNA from Saccostrea cuccullata (small rock oyster), 1096 nucleotides. RefSeq lists its product as uncharacterized. NCBI's taxonomy places the organism in Eukaryota, Metazoa, Mollusca, Bivalvia, Ostreida, Ostreidae. The record is from RefSeq and is a predicted model, not a curated record. The transcript is spliced from 4 exons. The coding region runs from base 282 to 1028 and encodes 248 amino acids.
AAUUAAUGCAAGAAAGGAUACAUAAUUAUAUUCAGAUUUAUUGAUUACACAUUAGAGAUAUAAACAGAUUAAGAGCUGCAGCUGCGGAAAUAAGGAUAUAAAUUUUAAAAAUAAAUUAAUUUUAAGAGCUUGGAAAAUUUGAAGGAUAUCACUUCCUUCCACAAAGGAAAAAGAAUCAUCAAAAUGAUAACAAAAAAAAGUAUUGUGUUUAAUUCGUCUAAACUGGAAAAUCACUCUUUACUCACACUUCAACAAAUUUCAACGUAAUAACUGAACUGACCAUGUUAGCAUUUUUACAUGUUGCAUUGUUUUUCGAAGGAGCGGUCGCAUUGGAAUGUUUGGGCAAAAACGGAACAUUUGAAUGCUGUAAUGGUUAUAUGUGGAAUGACGUCACAAAAGAUUGCAGCACAAGGUGUCUUCCUGGAUACUUCGGUCCUAACUGUACCAGACAUUGUAGUCCUGGUCGUUACGGGGAGGGAUGUGCUCACCAGUGUAUCAUGUGUGAAAAGACUUUGUGCAAUGUUUCCUUUGGGUGUCCAAUGACCACAACAGAAACACCAAGACUUGCAAGAACAGAGCAAUUUCAAGGUUUCAUUACCAGAAACUUACCUAUGAAAUCUCAAGAAAACAAUUACGAAGACGAGAAUACAGCGAACAUUUGGCAGAUUUUAUCGCUUUGCUUUUCGGUUGGAAUAUUUGCAGUGAUUAUCUCAGUUUUGGUUUACAAGCAUACUUGCAAAAUCCUUUUCAAAACCAAAGGAAGUCCUCAGACUGAGAAUAAUGGUUCAAUGAACGCUGAUAAAAACUAUAUAUACCAGGCACUUAAUGAUAAAACCGUCUACAGCGGAGGAGCAAAGGUCCAGAUAAAUCUAAACACAGUGAAGAAUAAUUUCUCCAUUAUCCUGAAUACUGAAGAAAGCGUAGACGAAGAUGCAUUACAUCUGUUAGAGAACAUGAAAUCCAAGGGCCCAUCCGUUUGGGGGGCCUCGGUGAAUAGAAGUGUAAAAUAUUAUGAGACUGUUUGCUGAAUAUUAUUUUUCCUACAUAAUUAGUUUGCAUUGAUGCUGAUUCAAAACAAAGCUCUUAAAGUAUUAAU